AUGGAAAGGCUUUUGAAUAUGAUGGAACCGGUUGUGGUUAUCCAUAAAUUGGGGGCCUCCUUUUUUGAGAUGGCGCUUACCCUGACAGUGUACAACCGCUCGCUGGAAACAGCAGGCGGUCAAGUGGAGCAGGCUCAGACAGCUUCCUCACGCUUCUUCCUGCUUCACUCUGUAAUCUCUACCAUGGCGGCCAUGCUGUCCAUCGUGCCGCUCGGCCGUGUCGCCGACCGGCGGGGCCCCAAAGUUUUCCUUGUCGUCUCCCAGCUGGGCUCAGUCUUGGGAAUGUGCUUCCUCCUGCUCUUCUUGUUCUGCGACCUACCUGUGGAGUUCCUCUUCUUGGGCACGGCUGUGUACGGCCUCUGCGGGGGCUCGCCGGCCUACUGGGCAGGAGUGGUGGCCUUGGCGGCGCUCAGCUCCAGGCGGAGGUCCCGCACACUCAAACUCAACGUGGUGGACAUGUGCGUGGGGGUGGCCGGCGUGCUGGGCGGCCUGCUCUCUGGCUACGUGUACCGAGUGGGCCACCAGGGGGCUGUGCUGCUCGGGGCGGCCAUCACCCUCAGCACGCUCUCGCUCCUGCUUUCUGUGUUUUUCCUCCCCACCCCAAGAGGAGACGGUGAGGAGAAAGAGGAGCUGCUCAGGGAGCCCACGGGCGAAGGUCGGCCGGACGCUGCAGCCGGCGGCCUGCUGAUGACGGCCAUGGUAGUGUUCAUCCUGGGCAUGGUAGGGGCGGAGGACGUCCUCACGCUCUACGUGCUCAAGCCGCCUCUGAGCUGGGACUCGGUGUGGGCGGGCUACGGCAGCGCUGCCACAAACGCAAUGUACGUGAGCAGCUUUCUGGGCGUACUGGUGCUAUCCAGGGUGCUGGGAGACACAGCGCUCUCGCUGCUCGGAAUCAUGUCCAACUGCACUGGAAUGGCCAUCAUGGCCUUCACGGUAGAGAGCUGGAUCUACUUCCUGGCUCGAGGAAUAAUGAUGUUUGCCUGUGUUCCCAUGCCAACACUACGAGCAAUGCUUUCCAAAGUUCUGGACUCACAGCAAUAUGGCCGGACGUUUGGCCGGCUCCAGCUAGUCCUGGCUGUGACUGAACUGGUGUCGACGGUGUUUUUUGCCUCGGUUUACCCGCUCACUCUCCACAGCUGCAGUGGUGUCUGGUUCCUCCUUUCUUGUGCGAUCAGUUACCUCAGUGUCAUACCCAUCCUGUACCUUAAGUUCAGGCAGAGGAGGCAUGAGUAAUUUCCCACAAGCAUUAACAGGAAGCAGCCAGGCUGAACACUAUGAGAUGCUUCCUCAAUUAUCACCAAUUACCCACUGGAAUAAGACUCACAACAAUUUUAUAAUGCAAAAUAUGUGCUUUAAUCGAUCAUAGUGAUAGAACACUGAACGUUUAUGCUGCAUUCAAGUCCAACCGCCUGUAAGUUCUGAUGGUCUGAACGAGCUGGCUGAUUCACCUGGUUUACUGGUGCUUUGCUGUACUGGACCGAGGCCCGCGGCUGUGCCUUGAGCAUGGAGUAGAAUGCGUUAUCCUUGCUGUCGAAGCCCCGGCUAUGCUUGGAGACGUACAGCCUGAAAUCCUGCAGUGGGCAGAGUCAUUGAGCAAGGCAUGCCUCCUAAAAUCCACACCCACGGUGCCACCCCUCCACCCCUGAGGCCGGCACCGGGGCCGUGCACCAAGUGGAAGUGUUUGAAGCAACGUGGCGUGCGGCGUUGCAGGUGCUGCUUUCCGAAGGUUGUUGAGCAGCACCAGGUUGAGCAGGGCACGUGGCGAGUGCCGAUCGAGCUCAUCGUGGCUCCUCCUGCUCGCGGCGCUGGAUGCUCAGGGGGAUGUCGAGGUGGUGGGCCGACUCAUACCGCCGCCCCUCCCACACACAGGCUUGCAGCACGGCGCGGGCCUCACGCAGCUCCACAGACUUGGCCAGGCUGAAGGUGCAACCCUGUCUAUGGCAUAGCUGCAGAACAGCACCGACUGGCUGCUCGACCCCUGGGGCCUGGAAAACCACUGCUGCUGGAAAUAGGAGGCCAGUGUUCAAGGAGGAAGAUGCCUCUGGUUUGUGGAGUGAAAUCCAACUCUGGAAGUUUUCUAUGUUACUAAGUCUUCUUGUAGUUCUCUUUA
Molecule: messenger RNA, 2110 nt
Organism: Electrophorus electricus (electric eel)
Lineage: Eukaryota; Metazoa; Chordata; Actinopteri; Gymnotiformes; Gymnotidae
Product: solute carrier family 46 member 2
Biological process (GO): transmembrane transport
Cellular component (GO): membrane
Molecular function (GO): transmembrane transporter activity
Source: RefSeq, a predicted model, not a curated record